AUGCAAGACUCUGAACUCCAAGAGAUAUCGGCAGCUCUUCGCGCCGCCCGUAUCAGCAAAGAGCCGAUCGAACCCCCAACUAAGAAGUGGACAAGUCUCGAUCCUGACAGCGCUUUUGAAGUCCAAAAGGUCACCGUCAAGAACGCUGUCAGUCAAGAUGGCGAUAGAAUCGUCGGAUAUAAACUGGGCAACAUCGCAAAGGUCAUGCAAGACGCCUUUGGCCUAGACCAACCAGACUAUGGCUUCCUCCUCGCGAGCACUUUCAUCUUCGAGGGAACGACUCUGAGCCUCAAGGAUUUCAUCAAGCCUUACGUCGAGCUUGAGCCAGCUUUCGUUCUCAAAGGCCCUCUAAGAGGGCCAAAUGUCACUGUUGCGGACGUCAUCAACGCCAUCGACUACGCCAUCCCCGCGAUAGAGAUUAUCGACUCCAGGGUUCGAGACUGGGCCAUCGACCUCCCGGACACGCUGGCUGAUAACGGAUCAACCGGCGCCGUCAUCCUAGGUGGCACACCUCGCCGACUUAUCGAUCUUACCUUGAACAACACUAGAGGUAUGCUACGUUUCAAUGAUAAGGAGGUCAUGUCGGGCAACACCAGAAACGUACUUGGUAAUCCACUGUCCGCCGUGGCAUGGCUAGCGAAUAAACUUGCAGGAUACGACGUUGGUUUCGAUGCAGGGCAGGUUAUCUUGCCUGGUAGCUGCCUACAGGCGGUGCCAAUGCAGGAAGCCGGUCGCUGGUCUUACUUCAAGCGCAUGAAGUCUGCCUGA
This is a messenger RNA of Colletotrichum fioriniae, 768 nucleotides long. RefSeq lists its product as uncharacterized. The record is from RefSeq and is a predicted model, not a curated record. Gene Ontology annotation, molecular function: 2-oxopent-4-enoate hydratase activity. NCBI's taxonomy places the organism in Eukaryota, Fungi, Ascomycota, Sordariomycetes, Glomerellales, Glomerellaceae. Gene Ontology annotation, cellular component: cytoplasm.